CAUAAUAAAAAAAAAGAUAACGAGAAAACCAAGACACAACCCAAAGGACUCUCCUCAGCUGCAGCAAAAGCAAUGUGCACAUUAGAGAAGCGCGGCGAUCUCUUCUUCCUAACCCUCACCGGAGACGACGACCACCGCCUCGGCCUCCCAAUCAUCGACUCCCUCCUCUCCGCCAUCGCCGAAGCCAAGUCCCAAGCCACGCGCGGCUCCGUCCUCAUCACCACCGCCCAAGGCAAGUUCUUCUCUAAUGGCUUCGACCUCGGCUGGGCCCAAUCCGCCGGCUCCGCCACCGCUGCCCGUGCCCGCCUCAAUCAAAUGGUCCUCGCCUUCAAGCCGGUCGUCGUCGCGCUCCUCUCGCUCCCGAUGCCGACGAUCGCCGCAGUCCAAGGCCACGCCGCCGCAGCCGGCUUCUUGUUCGCCCUGAGCCACGAUUACUUCCUGAUGAGGCGCGACAGAGGUGUGCUGUACAUGAGCGAGGUCGAUUUGGGGCUGCCGUUCCCGGACUACUUCACGGCGGCGUUUCGGUCGAAGAUCGGGUCGGUGUCGGGUCGGAGGGACGUGAUGCUGAGGGGGAUGAAGGUGAAGGGAGAGGAGGCGGUGAAAAUGGGGAUCGUGGAGUCGGCGCACGAUAGCGCGGAGAGCACGGUGGAGGCUGCGGUGCGCCUGGGGGAGCAGUUGGGGAAGAGGAAGUGGAACGGCGACGUUUACGCGGAGAUCAGGAAGAGCUUGUAUCCGGAGUUGUGUGGAGUGCUUGGAGUGGCGAUUGCUACUCCAAAGGCAAAGCUCUGAGUCUGUCAUCUUCUCCGAUUUAGUGGGGCAUUUAGGGAAUAAUUUGAAACUCAAGAGGUUUGAAUUGAAAUUUGAUGAUUUCAGUGGUCAAAUGUGUGAAUCAUUUUAUGUAAGACUACAUAAGAAAGCUAAGGAAAUAAGAAAUAGAUUAUUUACCCUCAA
Messenger RNA from Pyrus x bretschneideri (Chinese white pear), 951 nucleotides. Its product is annotated as enoyl-CoA delta isomerase 2, peroxisomal-like. The transcript has a single exon. Lineage: Eukaryota; Viridiplantae; Streptophyta; Magnoliopsida; Rosales; Rosaceae. The record is from RefSeq and is a predicted model, not a curated record. Gene Ontology annotation, cellular component: peroxisome. Bases 73 to 789 code for a protein of 238 amino acids. Gene Ontology annotation, molecular function: enoyl-CoA hydratase activity; delta(3)-delta(2)-enoyl-CoA isomerase activity. Gene Ontology annotation, biological process: fatty acid beta-oxidation.